AAAAGAACAAGAAGAAGACAAUCAAUUUUCUGACUCAAGCCUCACUUCAAAUGUUACAUCUCUAUGCUUUACACAGUAUUUGGAGCGGAGAUCAAUGACAAAAAUGCAGAAAGGGGCAGACGGUAGGCCUACGCGCACCAGCUUUAUCUCACGUAGCGAGGGUUUGAGGCCGCCUCAACACAUAGAAAGCGCGAGGCACCGGGUCGAAGUUAACUCAAAGACAGAUGAAAUGACUCAGCAUAUUGAAAUGACGAGUCACAGGAAAGCAUGUAUCGACCUGGAGAAGGCUACCAAAUUCAUCACAGAAGUAUUACAGCAUGAGGUAGUUAGGAACCGGGAGCUCUGCAUGUUGAUCUGCCGCCUGGAGGAGAAGGAAGUGGAGACUGGGCGGAGCCUAAUGGAGCAGGCGGAGUCAAACAAACAGCUGUGGUUGGAGAUCAGUGCACUAAAGAAACAGCUGAAGGCUAAAGACAACGCUCUCUCAGAGGCCAAUCAGACUGUGGCGUUCCUGAAGAAUGAACUAAAGGAUCUGCAUCAACAACAGCAGAUGAAUCACUGGUAUACUCACACAUACACACACACACCAGCCGACCAGCUGACACCAGCUCAGGAGUCACUGGUCUGGUCAGAACCACUGGUCUCACCUGACGCCCAGAGUCCGCUGGUCUCAUCUGCGGGUCAGAGAAUUGUGGAGGCUCUAGUGUCUGGUGUUAAAGAAGAAUAUUCUGCUGAUGCUGGUGGAUAUGAAGAGAGCCAUCAUUCUGUGGAGGCAGUUGAUCCCAAAUCAGAACUGACCUUCUCUGCUGCAGCGGAGGCAGUUGAUCCCAAAUCAGAACUGACCUUCUCCUCAGCUGCAGACAUUAAAACUGAAAUUAUACAGGGAGACGAAGAAAUGUCAACAGUGGCUCCGGUCUUCAGUUCUGAGUCGGACCAGUCUUCUCCAGACCCUGCGUCUCUGGCCCAGUUAAGGGGCGUGUCCGUAGUGCUGGUGGACUGCUGUAGAACACAAGAACAACAAGGGAAGGACGACGAGAACCUCAGAGAUGGAGAAGAACCCAAAAACAGAAAUGGAUCAUCUCUGUCAUCGUCAGCUAUUGCAGCGUUCCCCUCCAUCUCCGAGACCCCGACUCCUGAGAUGGACAGGUCCAAACCUUCCUUCUGUUCUGUGCGUGGCCAGACCUUCCCCUCCCAGUCUCCUCUCCGACGACCUCCUCAUGUUCACAAACGAAAGCGCCCUCUCUCCUGCCCUCAGUGUGGCAAGACCUUCCUUCACGCAGCGACGCUCCACGCACACCAGCGCGUUCACACCGGACGCUCGCACCACUGCACUUACUGUCCGAGAAACUUCCUCAGCGAGUGGGAUCUGAAACGGCACCGGCGCAUUCACACAGGAGAACGGCCCUAUCACUGUGCUCAGUGCGGCAAGAGCUUCACUCGGAAGGAUAACCUCCAAUCGCACCAGCGUAUUCACCUAGAGGAGAGAACAUAUCUCUGCUCUCACUGUGGGAAGGGUUUUACUCGUGAAGAUUACCUUAAAAAACACCAGCGUAUUCAUACAGGAUAAAUCUUCAAUAGACCAAUUUCACAGUGUCCAGGUGUCCGGCCUCAUUGAUGUUAAUGAUACCUUAAUUGGCAGGGUAAAACGUCUUCCUGUUUCUGUCUUUCCUGUUUCUGUCUUUCCUGUGGACUUUUCUUUUGCUGUCUAUGGGACAGUGCGCUUCCACAGGAAGUUGAUUUACACAGCGGCCCCAUCUUGUGAAAUAGGCUAAUUGAGAGCAUCACCUCCGACACCACACGGGGAAAUGAUUCAGGCCCAGUGUGGAUUUUAGCUGCAAAGCUAACAAGGCUGUUUUCAAGGUCGCAGGUGUUAAAGGAGAUUUCUGCCAAUUUUUCUUUUUUUUUUACACUCUGGGGGCAUGUUCAUGGGGCAGCUACAGUGCUACACUCUGGGGGCAUGUUCA
Molecule: messenger RNA, 1961 nt
Organism: Alosa sapidissima (American shad)
Lineage: Eukaryota; Metazoa; Chordata; Actinopteri; Clupeiformes; Clupeidae
Product: zinc finger protein 354C-like
Exons: 8
Coding region: 95-1564 (489 amino acids)
Biological process (GO): regulation of transcription by RNA polymerase II; mitotic spindle assembly checkpoint signaling
Molecular function (GO): DNA-binding transcription factor activity; RNA polymerase II cis-regulatory region sequence-specific DNA binding
Source: RefSeq, a predicted model, not a curated record